CUCAUUUCUCGUGACACUGUCAGUUUGAGUUGAGUACUCAAAUAGUCAUAUCACUUGCAAUAGAUUCUCUCUCUCUCUAUUUUUCUCUUUUCAGAAACUCCCAACACACUUUCUUUCUAUAGGGAGGGAUUAGGACACUAGGAAAAACACAACACCUGGCCCAUGUACACCAGUUGCCUAAAUCAAUGUUGUUUUGUACCCCUUUUCCCUUUUUCAUCAUCUUCCUAUUUUUUGUCCUUAAAACUCUAUCUUUUCUUUUUCCCUUCUCUGCUACCUUAAUCUAAUCAGCAACUUAUUUCUUCUUCUGGUACUUCUGUUUGUUUUUUCUUUUCCACAUUUUUCUCCACAUGGGGUUCAUUCACUUCUUUGUUGCUACAUUUUCUUUCUGAAUAUUAAAGCUUACACCUUUAUUGUUCUGUUCCAUUUCACGAUUCCUGAAAUGGCUCACUUCCUGAGUGUUUCAAGUUUGAAUCUUUCUUUUUCUUUUUAACCCUUUCUUGUCUCUCCUAAUUGAGUCUCAAAAAGACUUCCCUUUUAUGAUUGGGUUCUAGCAUUUUCUUCCUAAUGGAUUCUUGAUUGUUCCAUUUUUUGGGGGGAAGAAGAGUGUUUUCUUGAUAAACAACCCAAAAAUGGAAACUUUGAGGUUGUUCACUGCUUUGUUAGUUGGUUUAUUGUUAGGUUGUCAACUUGGUAAUUCCCAGGUUCUUCUUGAAAAGGCAAUUGUAGAGGCAAUUGGUAAAGAGCUAGAAAUAUCUGUGUGGGAUCUGAACACCUCUAAUUUCUGCUCUUGGCAUGGCAUUAGUUGCAGUUCAAACAAUUCUAUGGUGGAAAGGCUGAAUCUUUCUAGUUUUCGGUUACAAGGUAAUGUGACUCUAAUAUCUGAGCUUAAAGCAUUGAAGUGGUUGGACCUUUCUAACAACAAUUUCCAUGGCUUAAUUCCAUCAGCAUUUGGGAAUUUGUCUCAACUUCAGUUUCUUGAUUUGUCUUUUAAUAUGUUUGGAAACUCUAUUCCUGGAGAAUUUGGUAGGCUCAACAACCUUAAAGCAUUGAACCUUUCAAACAACUUGCUCACUGGUUCAAUACCUGAUGAGCUUCAAGGGUUAGAGAAUUUGCAAUAUUUCCAAAUAUUUACUAACAAAUUGAAUGGUUCUAUUCCAAUGUGGAUUGGGAAUUUGACCAACCUUAGAGUGUUUGCUGCUUAUGAGAACGAGUUUAGUGGUGAUAUUCCAGUUAAUUUAGGCUUACACUCAGAGCUCUUGUUGUUGAAUCUUCAUUCAAAUCUGCUUCAAGGGACAAUUCCCGAGAGUAUUUUCGCUAUGGAGAAGCUUGAAUUUCUGAUCCUGACUAAUAAUAAAUUGACUGGCAUUAUUCCUGACUCAAUUGGGAAUUGCAAAGGCCUUUCAAACAUUAGAAUUGGGAAUAACAAGCUCAUAGGUGGCAUCCCUAAAGCAAUUGGAAAUAUCACUAGUCUUACUUAUUUUGAAGCAGAUAAUAACACUCUUUCUGGAGAGAUUGUCUCAGAAUUCGCGCACUGUGCUAAUCUCACUCUUCUUAAUUUAGCUUCAAAUGGAUUUUCUGGUACUAUUCCUCCUGAGUUUGGCCAGCUCAACAAUCUGCAGGAGUUGAUUGUUUCUGGAAAUAAUUUGUUUGGAGAGAUUCCAACAUCAGUUCUUAGGUGCAAGAAUCUCAACAAGCUUGACUUAAGUAACAACAAAUUCAAUGGAACCAUACCGGGAGAUAUAUGCAACACAUCCAAGUUACAGUUCUUGCUGCUGGGACAGAACUCAUUGAAAGGGGAAAUACCUCGCGAGAUUGGGAAUUGCAUAAAAUUGCUUGAGUUGCAAAUGGGGAGUAAUUAUCUUACUGGAAUCAUCCCUACUGAGAUUGGUCAUAUGAAGAACUUACAAAUCUCAUUGAAUUUGAGUCAUAAUCAUCUCCGCGGCCUGUUGCCCAAGGAUCUUGGAAAACUUGACAAGUUGGUUUCUUUAGAUGUGUCUAAUAAUCAGCUCUCAGGGAAUAUUCCAUUGGAGUUGAAGGGCAUGCUGAGUUUGAUAGAGGUUAACUUUUCAAACAAUCAAUUCACAGGCCCUAUACCCACUUUUGCACCAUUUGAGAAGAGCCUAAAUUCAAGCUUUCUUGGAAACAAAGGGCUCUGUGGUGAGCCUUUGAGUAGUGAUUGUGGAAAUAUAUAUGGUUAUGAGCACAAUGGUUACCAUCACCGAGUUUCCUACCGGCUCAUUUUGGCUGUUGUUGGUUCUGGUUUUGCAGUUUUUGUAUCCGUUACGGUGGUUGUUUUACUAUUCAUGAUGAGGGAGAAACAAGAGGAAACCACCAAGGAAGCUGGAAAUACCACUGAUGAAAUUUGUAGCAAACCGGUGAUCGUUGCGGGGAAUGUUUUCGUUGAGAAUCUCAAGCAAGCAAUAGAUUUUGAUGCAGUUGUAAAAGCAGUCAGGAAAGAUUCAAAUAAGAUUAGCACGGGCACUUUCAGCGAUGUGUAUAGAGCAGACAUGCCUUCUGGGAUGAUUUUGUCUGUUAAGAGUUUAAAGUCAAUGGACAAAACUAUAAUUCAUCACCAGAACAAAAUGAUCAGAGAGCUUGAAAAGCUAAGUAAACUCUGUCAUGAUAAUCUAACUAGGCCUAUCGGGUUUGCAAUCUAUGAAGACGUCGUUCUACUCUUACAUCAAUACUAUGCCAAUGGGACGCUGGCUCAGUUUCUUCACGAGUCUAGCCAGAGACCUGAAUAUGAACCUGACUGGCCGACGAGACUUUCCAUCGCCAUUGGAGUUGCAGAAGGGUUAGCGUUCCUUCAUCACGUGGCCAUAAUCCAUCUUGAUAUUUCUUCAGGGAAUGUGUUUCUUGAUUCUAAUUUCAGGCCUUUGGUUGGUGAAGUUGAAAUAUCCCGACUUCUUGAUCCGUCUAGAGGGACUGCAAGUAUCAGUGCUGUUGCUGGCUCAUUUGGAUACAUUCCUCCAGAGUAUGCAUAUACCAUGCAAGUAACAGCUCCCGGAAAUGUCUAUAGCUAUGGGGUUAUUUUGCUCGAGAUCCUUACCUCUCGAUUACCUGUUGAUGAAGCUUUUGGUGAAGGAGUUGAUUUGGUCAGGUGGGUUCACGGUGCAUCUGCAAGAGGAGAAACACCAGAGCAGAUACUCGACGCAAGGCUGAGCACCAAUUCUUUUGCUUGGAGGAAAGAAAUGCUUGCAGCUCUAAAGGUAGCAUUAAUGUGCACCGACACCACUCCAGCAAAACGACCAAGAAUGAAGAAGGUGGCAGAGAUGCUUCAAGAGGUUACACAAAGUUGAAUCAAACUUGUAUCAUCCAAAAGUUUGUUUAAUCUCAGACCUUCAGAUCAGGAAUGAAAUUCACUAUUCUUUGCCUACAGGACAAAAUAGUUAAAACUCUGUAUAUUGGCUGGGGUUACCACUGUAAUUUUGAUAUGACAUCAAAGAGAACAAGGAGAGUUUAGAUGGGGAGGGUAAAAGCCAGAAGCAGUCCUUGAUAUGGUUGUGAUAUGUACCAUUUUGUACUAGGCCUCUAAUCAUAUAGAGUUCUUUUUCUGCAGCAUAUGUAAAUGGAGGUUUGGCAUAUCAAUUUUUGUUUGCAAUUAGCUUAA
Molecule: messenger RNA, 3610 nt
Organism: Nicotiana tabacum (common tobacco)
Lineage: Eukaryota; Viridiplantae; Streptophyta; Magnoliopsida; Solanales; Solanaceae
Product: leucine-rich repeat receptor-like tyrosine-protein kinase PXC3
Biological process (GO): protein phosphorylation
Molecular function (GO): ATP binding; receptor serine/threonine kinase binding; protein kinase activity
Source: RefSeq, a predicted model, not a curated record